AUGAAGUUUUUCAUACUGUUUCUCCUGGCUAUCGGGCUUAGUAUUGGUAUCGCCUCCCACUUCCUCAAUCCGGCAUCCCUUCGCCCCGAGGGCAACCGAGCCGCCAAGGACGAGUGCUCAAAUGUGAUCUGGCAGUCCCAUAUGAUCCCGGAAUUGCUUUCCGUCUACUGGUCACGCAGUACGAAGUUCAAGAUCCCCGCCAACCCUGACAGAGUCAGCUUUGCAUCUGUUUCACGCGACCGUACCAGCACGGACGGUAAGAUUCACGAGGAGGACUCAAAGUACCGUGUGCCCUCGUACCUUAACUACGAGUACACGACCAUGAACGGAGGCAUCAUCAUGGAAGAGAAGCCUGCCGGAUUUACCCUGUUGGAAACAAAGCCUUGGGUUCCGGCAGAGCUGACCGCCAAUGAUGACCAGGAGUAG
Messenger RNA from Fusarium pseudograminearum CS3096, 426 nucleotides. RefSeq lists its product as uncharacterized. The record is from RefSeq and is a predicted model, not a curated record. Lineage: Eukaryota; Fungi; Ascomycota; Sordariomycetes; Hypocreales; Nectriaceae. The coding region runs from base 1 to 426 and encodes 141 amino acids. The transcript has a single exon.